Messenger RNA from Talaromyces proteolyticus, 1972 nucleotides. RefSeq names its product putative cytochrome P450. Gene Ontology annotation, molecular function: heme binding; iron ion binding; oxidoreductase activity, acting on paired donors, with incorporation or reduction of molecular oxygen. The record is from RefSeq and is a predicted model, not a curated record. Bases 134 to 1777 code for a protein of 547 amino acids. NCBI's taxonomy places the organism in Eukaryota, Fungi, Ascomycota, Eurotiomycetes, Eurotiales, Trichocomaceae. The transcript has a single exon.
UUUCACUCAAUUUCUCAGAAGCCUACGAUCCCUGCGAUUGGGUACGUAAUUAAAAGGAUUCCACGAAGUUUCUUUUCUUUUCUUUUUUUUUAUGAAAUAAACGAAGGAAAAAAAAAGAAAUUUAACACCGAGAAUGUACUCCUUCUUGUCGCCUUCUACGCUUCUUCCAGAGCAGCUGUGGUCCUGGCCAUGGCUGUGGCCCUGUGCAUUGUCAUUAUCAUGUCUUAGCUUGGCCGCACUUUUUUUACAUUCGUAUCUUUCCAACCCGCUUAUUGGCGGCCUCUUCUCUAUUCCUAAUGCUCUACCAAUAAUUGGCCAUCUGUAUCUCCUAGGCGACGAUCACGCAAGCGUCUGCGAAAAGCUAUGGCGGAAGUACAACAAAUCCGUCUUUCAAAUCCGGCUAGGAAACACAACCGCUGUGGUGGUCAACUCUUUCCAUGACGCUCGUCGAAUCCUCGUGUCGCAUCAAUCCGCACUCAUCGACCGGCCAACCCUGUACACCUUCCAUGGCGUGAUCUCAUCGACGCAGGGCUUCACCAUCGGGUCGAGCCCGUGGGAUGAUUCGACGCGCAACCGGCGUCGAGCAGCCGGUACGGUUCUCUCGAGACCGGCGAUCCGCUCAUAUCACGAUAUGUUCGACUUGGAGACAUAUGAUUUGAUUUCCGACACUUAUGCCGACGGCAAGGGGGGCAAAGAACUCGAGAUCAGACCGUAUAUCCAACGGUUAGCAUUGAAUACCACCCUGACACUCUGCUAUGGUAUUCGUAUGCGAGGCGUGUACGAUGAGCUCCUCCGGGAAAUCCUAGAAGUUGGCUCUGCCAUUUCCCUGCUUCGGUCCGCCUCGGAGAAUUACCAGGAUUAUAUCCCUAUUUUGCGGUAUCUGCCGGGAAACAAAAAAACGGAACGUGCAAAAUCAUUACGGAGGCGAAGGGACAAAUACUUAUCUUUUCUGCUCGACACUGUUCGAGACAGGAUUCAGAUGGGCACAGAUAAGCCAUGCGUGUCAGCUACCAUUCUCAAGGGAGAGGAAACCCGGCUGACUGACGUAGAAGUCUCAUCAAUCUGUCUGUCACUUGUAUCUGGUGGGUUCGAGACCAUUCCUGCCACCUUAACCAGCUGCAUCGGAAGUUUAGCUACGGAGGCAGGACAGAUCUUCCAGGAGCGAGCCUACGAGGAUAUCCGACGGUACUACUCAAAUCUGGACGAUAUCUUUCUAGAAUCCUUCGCGGAAGAAAAGGUACCAUAUGUGAACGCGCUUGUCAAAGAGGCGGAACGAUAUUAUACCGCCUCCGCAAUGAAUCUACCCCGAAAGACCACGGUGGAUAUCACCUGGGAUAACGGGGUGGUAAUUCCCGCCAAGACGAUGGUGUUGGUCAAUCUCCAAGCGGCGAACCAUGACGUGGAUCACUUCGGAGAUGACGCCGAUGUCUUUAACCCCGAGCGAUGGCUGGAAUAUCCAGAGAACAUCCCUGUCGAAAGAAGUAUCCAAGGAUUACCACAUAUGUCCUUCGGCGCUGGGGCGAGGGGCUGUUCAGGGCAAUUCGUUGCCAACCGCGUGAUUUAUACGGCAUUGGCACGCUUGCUGAGCAGCUACCGUGUUGUAGCGAGCGAGGAAUUCCCGCCGAAUACCCACUAUGCGGAUUACAAUGCCAUUAAGAGUGCUCUUGUGGCCAUUCCGAGAGACUUUAAGGUCAAGCUCAUUCCCAGAGAUGAGUCGGAGUUGCUCGCUUGUUUAAAGAGCGGGGCCAAAAGAACAGAAAAACACUAUGUUGUCUAAAUCCUGCGUAUAUCUUACGUAGAUAUAGAUUAAACAAUGUACGUACAGUACUCAAUAUGAGGAUCUGCUGCUCGGCGCGCCUCUCAGGCAGUUUGUGGGACGCUGAACCAGAGCGGCAUUUCAUUGUAUGAGUACGAGCUACCACCGUUGCUCUAAUUGCUACAGAUUUUUAAUCUACGUAUUUGAUUUCUGCAA